GUCGAGCUUAGUGGAACUAGACUGUCGGGUUUGCUUUUGAGCGUGUGCGUACACGGUGUGCUUCUUGGUGUCCACUUAGCUUUCACUGCCCAGGAUUUAGGUUUUCCUGCUGGUUUAGGGACACGGCUGGCAAUCUCAAAGAGAGCAGACAAGACUCUGGCUCCAGAAAUACGGGUUCGAGGAGAGACAGGCCCCCAGGGAUUUGCAAUCUAAAGCAGGAGAUUGCCCUGUCCUGAAGAAACCUCUUCUGAAGACUUCCAGGAGGUGAGAAGCAAGGGUCCUUCUGCAGAGAGAGCUGCAGAUGGCUCAAGACCAGCCUUUGCUGGCUGUGCAGGAGGUCCUGAGGAAGUGCUUCCCCGUGGUGGAGCAGCAGCAGAACCUGUGGCAAAGCACUCUGCGGGACUGCUCGCCCCUCCUCUCCUCUCUCAGCAACCUGGCUGAGCAGCUGCAGGCAGUGCAGAGUCUGCGGUUUGAGGAUGUGCCGGCCCUUCGUCCCUUCCCGGACUUAGAGGAGCGGCUGAGGCGCAAGCAGCUGGAGGCUGGUGACAUUGUCCUGGACAAGCUCGCCGAGAGGCUAGCCACCCUCCUCAAGGUUCGAGACACCAUCAGCGGGCAUGUGGAGCAGGUGUUUCAGACCUAUGAGCAGCAUUCGGCUGCACUUGACAUGGAUGCUGUCCUGCGGCCCUCGGUUGUGAGCCCCUCUGUGGCUGACAUGUUGGAGUGGUUGCAAGACAUCGACAGACACUAUCGGAGCUCGUACCUGAAGAGAAAGUACCUCCUCUCCUCCAUCCACUGGGGAGACUUGGCCAACGUCCAAGCUCUGCCUAAGGCCUGGGACCAGAUCUCUGAAGAUGAAUGCCAGACCCUUGUGCCAGAUAUCCUGGUGAGUGUCUCCUUCUUCCUGGAGGAGCCAGGAAGCUGCUCAGUGUCUGGAGAUCUGGAGCCCCGAAGUUGAGGGCUGCUGUUGCUACCUCUGCUGUUUCUAAGUGAGCAUCAGCAGUGCAGCCCGACGCCCUGAGAUAUCAGUACCUACGGUAGAGGCCCCUAGGGCUUCUCCACGCUGGGCCGAGGCCAAGGGUCCGUGGCUGUUGCACCUGCGGCUCCGGCAAGUGGAUGGGGUAGAGGAAACAGGAAAAGCAGCACUGAUGAGCAGUGUCCAUCUCCAUCGUUAGGCUGGAGUGGCAGGGAAGGAAAGGAUGGGGUAGAGGGCCACAGUGGCCUCUGGUUCAGCUGAAGUACUUCAUCCAGUUGGCUUAGGUCCUGGUUCUGUGUGUCAGUAUCUGAGUCCUUAAUGGUUUAAAGAUGUGAGUGGAUCUGGGAGCACAGGGCAGUAGCAACGUGUGUGUGUGUGUGUGUGUGUGUGUGUGUGUGUGUGUGUGUGUGUGUGUGAGACACAUGAAGCCCUGGAUUCAAUCCCUUGCACACCCUAAAAAGGGAGGGACCGAAGGAAAGAGCAUUUGAAAUGUUUACCCCUUCACAGUAGUUCAGGCCAAUUUCCAUUUCCAAAACCAGCCACUAGGGGGAGAUGGUGUAGCGUGACUGGUUCUGAAUGUUUUGCCCUUGAGAGGUCCCCUGUUGCUGUUCAAAGUAACUGAGUGCCGGGAGUAGCCCACACACCACUGGAGAGGCAAAGACAGGAGAUCUCUGUGAUUUUGAGAUCACCCCAUCUACAUAGCUCCAGACUAAUCAAGGCUACAUCUGAGACUCUGCCUCAAAAAAAAAAAAAAAAAAAAAAAAAAAGGGCAAAAGCAGAGGGAAAGAAAUAAGUGGACUGAGGCUAGCGAGGCUCUCCAGAUGCCAGGUUGAGACUCAGGUGACCUCUCAUUGACUGCAUUCUUCUGAGUUUGGAGUGACUGGCCAGGUUAUUCACUUGACACAUGUAAAGUCUCCUAGGAAGAGAAACUCAAUGAAGAAUGUUCUAGAUUUGGCUGGCCUGCAGGCAGGCGUGCAGGAUUUUCUUCAUUGAGGUGAGAAGAGCCAUCCUGAAUGUGGGUGGCACCAUUUCAUGGCUGGGCCCUAGAUCAAAUGAGAGAGAGCAGGCUGAGCACUACUCCAUUGCUCGUGAUAGCGGGUGUCAUAUGACCAGCUGCUUCAAGUGCUUGCCACCUUGACUUCCCUGAGGGAUGGACUGUACCCUCAAAUCAUGAGUCUAAUAAACCGUUUCUCCAUUGUACUGGUCA
Molecule: messenger RNA, 2180 nt
Organism: Onychomys torridus (southern grasshopper mouse)
Lineage: Eukaryota; Metazoa; Chordata; Mammalia; Rodentia; Cricetidae
Gene: Airim
Product: chromosome 2 C1orf109 homolog
Exons: 5
Coding region: 302-955 (217 amino acids)
Cellular component (GO): cytoplasm; nucleus
Source: RefSeq, a predicted model, not a curated record